Messenger RNA from Branchiostoma floridae (Florida lancelet), 1176 nucleotides. RefSeq lists its product as uncharacterized. NCBI's taxonomy places the organism in Eukaryota, Metazoa, Chordata, Leptocardii, Amphioxiformes, Branchiostomatidae. The transcript has 6 exons. The coding region runs from base 1 to 1176 and encodes 391 amino acids. The record is from RefSeq and is a predicted model, not a curated record.
AUGAUGUUUAAGUUGUUGGAAUACGUGCUUGGGACAGCUUUGUGCUAUCUAGUUGACAUAGUCGUCAUCAUCAUUGAACUGGUCUCCAAACCUUGGAAAUGGCUGAUGAAAACUCGAAACGACAAAGACGGCGAUGAAAAGCCAAGAUCAAGGUACCACGAAUAUCGAGUUAGACUUGAUGCCGAACAAGAGAGGCAUGCAAAAGAGUUGUUCGCCAUUCGUCGACGCAAAAGGUGCUUACAGGCUAAUCAAAAGCAGGAAGGAAACUUCCUCCGUCUCCGGUUUGAAGACUUCCCACCCGCAGAUCAGACGGACCUCAUAAGGAGAGGAACCGUCGUGCUCGAAGGGCGGGUAAGAAAGAUAGAGGUGCCUACCUCAUUCAAAGACAUACCGCUUGCAGAGCAAUUGGAGAGGUACCACGACAAGAUCAAACUCGAUGACGAAGAAACGAAGCAUGCAGUACAGUUGGUUAGCAUCUUCAUCGGAGCCAUAACGGACUGUGUUAUUGCAGAAAUAGACUACGAGAAGCCACUGAAGGCCAGACCUUCCCGGAUAGAGUACACAGGCAGCAUGUACGAGGGCACGAAAGUUCAUCGACCAGACGAGUUUGACAUCAUGGUUGUGAUUGACGUCUCAGAAGAAGUCAAGAGCGAAGAGAUGACUCCCGGCUACGCAAGGUUCCAAUCAAAGAAGGACAUAUUUGACUGCUUGAGAACCGUCCCUCGGUUCUUUCAUUGUUUGCAAUUAUUGACGGUACCAGAAGACUUCUCCCACUCAGAUUUUGUCCCGACAUUGUCCCCUACAAAGACGAUGGACUGGUUCCAUGGACUUGUGCAGAGAGGUGUCAAUGGGGUAUCAAAGCAGGACUGGGGCCCUGUUAAAUUGUAUCUUUCUCGCCACGGACCAGCUGUAAAGGUGAACAUUGUGAAAGAAGGGACUGAUCUGCACAUCGCCGUAGACCUGGUGGUUUCCUUAUCCAACAUCGACGGGACCAAUGAGUAUCGACGAGAGUGCCUCCGGAUCUUGAAGAGCAUCUUCGAGAAGAGAACAACGCUGGCUAAAUUCACGUCCUACCACCUGAAGACGGUGCUGCUGCACGAGUGUCGAUCUCAGGGAAACUGGCAAAGGUCAAAGAGAGACGAGCGUUUUAUGGACCUGUUGGAAAGGCGGACCUAG